CGUUUUUUUCACUGCCUCGGGCUUGACGUCGCCUGGGCUAGCCUGUAGCUCGUUAGCAUUGAAAACGUGAGCCGAGGAGCCAGCGGCGGAUUUCUGACUCUUUCUCAACGCGCUCGUGUCUUCUCUCACAUCCGGAGGAAAGCGGAGGAGAUCCGGAUUCUCUCCCAACACCCGGACACACGUGACAUUUCCGGGGAGAUUCCCCAUUUUGUUGUGAAAACUCGCGACGCAGGAGGAGCAGCAACAACCGGGAGCAGGAGCUGAAUGGCUGAAGGCUCCUCAGAACCACCUGACUUCAAUCCUAAUGGGACGUCACACGAAAAGCCUUAUCAGCACAAAUCCAGACGAGGUCGACCCAGAUACAACAAUGACAGAAACCUGAGCGGCAACAGCUAUGAUCCUUCUCAACAAUUGGGACACCUGCAGCAGUGCUUUAACCCCCCGUCCAGUUCUAAUAAUUCAAAUCAUGCAGAGCAUCAGCAUCCUCCCUACGAGAGAGAGGAGGGAGCCAGAAGACGAGGCAGAGGGGAGGGGGGAGGGGGGGGGAGAGACGGGAAUAGAGACGUAAAUGGAAGCGCCGGCUCCGGCUGGCAAAGACCUGGAGGUGACUAUUCCUCCCACAGUGGCAGCAACAGAGGGGCAGGUGGCUACCACGUAGGUGCACAUCCCAUGGAUAGACCCGAUAGGACGAACUGGCGGAGAGAAGAUGUGAGUCGACAUUCAGAACACGCCAGUGAAGACCAGGACACGUGGGCGAAAAAACCCAGGAAGUUUGUCCAGGAGCAGAGGAGAGGAGAACAAAACAUGAGGGGAACCCACGUAAAGGAGAACAACACCUCAGGAGAAUAUCAGAGGUCAGAUGACGCCAGAGCAAAGAAACAGCCGUCAGAAAUACGAGAGAGAACUCAGAGGAACAGAGCAGGUCCAGACUUUCAGCUUGAUGAUCAUCAGAGGAAAGACACUGAGACAAAGAGACGACAAGGACCGAUCAAACCGCCUAAACCAGCGUCUCAAGAGGAGGUGGGUUCAGAGGGGGGAGCCGCUGGUCGAGAGACCUCGGACCGCAGCCGAUCAUCUCAGAAUGCCACUGGUAAAGCUGGAGGAGGUUCGGGGAGACAGCCCCCCCUCCAGGUCCGAGGAGGGAGACGGACACAGCCUCAAAACCACAGACCUGAUCCGAGGAAGUGGGACAAGAUGCCACAGAGCAAAGAGACACAGACAGGGUGUCUGAUUGAACAGCUCUCCGAAGAGAAGUAUGAGUGCAUGGUGUGCUGCGAUAUCAUCCGACUCAUGGCCCCGGUGUGGAGCUGCCAGAGCUGCUUCCACGUCUUCCACCUGAACUGCAUCAAGAAGUGGGCUCGCUCUCCGGCCUCUCAGGCGGACGAUUCAGAAGAAGGUUGGCGUUGUCCAGCGUGUCAGAACGUGUCACUGAAAAGCCCGACCUUCUACACCUGCUUCUGUGGUAAAAUGACAAACCCGGAGUGGCAGCGCACUGAGAUUCCUCACAGCUGUGGUGACCUGUGUGGAAAGAAGAGAAGUGGAUUGGACUGUAACCACCCCUGUAACAUUUUAUGUCACCCUGGGCCUUGUCCACAAUGUCCCGCCUCCAUAACCAAAUCCUGCGUCUGUGGGAAGACCAGUCAACCGAUGCGCUGCGGCCAGGCCACCGUGCUGCAGUGUGCCGCCGUGUGCAGUGCUUUACUCAACUGUGCACAACAUACCUGCUCACAGGUGUGCCACAGCGGAGCCUGUCAGCCCUGCCCCCUGCAGGUUCAGCAGGUUUGUUACUGUGGCGUCACAACUCGCACAGUCCUCUGUGGGACAGAUAGAAGCGGGUUUAACGGUUCGGGACAUUUCUCCUGUCAAAAAUUAUGUGGAAAGAUGUUGGACUGUGGGGCCCACAGUUGUCAGCAGCUGUGCCACCGCGGCCCAUGCCAGCAGUGCCCGCGCUCCCCGACCCUGGUGAAGACUUGUCCCUGUAGCCAGACGCUGCUGUCCAAACUCCUGGAGCUGGGCUACUCGGAACGACAAAGCUGCUCCGACCCCGUCCCUUCCUGUGGAAAGACGUGCAACCAACCUCUGGCCUGUGGCUCCAGUGACACCAUCCAUCUGUGUGAGAAGCUGUGCCACGAGGGCAGCUGUGGACCCUGCUCGCUGACCUCCACUAUCAGAUGCAGAUGUGGAUCUAAGACCAAGGAAGUCCCAUGUGUGACAAUCCAGAAAGAGGAGGAGCUCGUCUUCACCUGCGAGCGGCGCUGCAACAAGAAACGCUCCUGUGGCCGACACAAGUGUGGGGAGCUGUGUUGUGUGACUGGGGAGCACAAGUGUCUCCUGAUCUGCGGCUACAAGCUCAACUGUGGCCUCCACCGCUGCCAGGAUCCUUGUCACCGUGGCAACUGUGAACCCUGCUGGCAGUCCAGUUUUGACGAGCUGACGUGUCACUGCGGGCUCUCCGUGUUGUACCCGCCCAUCUCCUGUGGCACCAAACCCCCCGAGUGCAAGAGUGUGUGCACGAGAAGACACGAGUGUGAUCACCCAGUGUUUCACAACUGCCACAGUGAAGAGAAGUGUCCACCGUGCACGUACCUCACUCAGAAAUGGUGCAUGGGGAAGCACGAGCAACGCAGCAACAUCCCAUGUCAUCUGCAGGAGAUCUCCUGCGGCCUGACGUGUAACAAUGCGCUGCCGUGUGAAAUGCACCGCUGCAGACGGAUCUGCCACCGGGGCGACUGCUUGGCAGAAGGCAGCUGCCAGCAGCCCUGCACGCUGCCUCGUCCAGACUGUGGCCACCCGUGUGCUGUACCCUGUCAUAAAGGCAGCAGCUGCCCACGCAGCACCUGCACUGCCAAGGUCCCUCUACAGUGUGAUUGCGGCCGAAGAAAGGAAAAAGUCAUCUGCCAAGAAGCAACCAGUUCCUAUCAGAGGUACACGGCCAUCUCCAUGGCCAGUAAACUGUCGGACAUGCAGCUCGGCGAGUCCAUGGACAUCGGCCCGCUCCUCACCAAGAAGGAGCUGAAACAAACCAGGCUCGAAUGUGACCUGGAGUGUGCCACGUUAGAAAGAAACCGGCGCCUGGCCGAGGCGUUACAGAUAGACUCGACCUCUGACCCCUUCAACGUCCGCUCCGCCUCUGUGUACAGCGACAGCCUCAAAGACGACGCCAGGAAAGAUCUGAGAUUUGUCACCGACGUAGAAGAAGAGAUCAAGAAUCUCGUGGAGCUGGUUAAUAAGGGAAAACAGCCAAAGAGGAGCCACUGUUUCCCGCCCAUGAACCGAGAGCAUCGGAAGAUCAUCCACGAGCUGUCCGAGGUCUACGCCGUGGAGAGCGUGAGCUACGACAGCGAGCCCAAACGCAACGUGGUCAUCACAGCCCAAAAGGGGAAGUCGACAUGUCCAAACUCAACCCUGACGUCACUGAUAGACAGAGAGUCGGUUUCGAGGGCCCCGCCUCCCAUCGCUCAUAUCAAACAACAGAGCAGCAAGGUCACCAGCGGAGCUUCCUGGUCCAAGAUGGUUAAAGAAGAGCCUGUGAUCGAUUAUUUUGACGUCCAGGACUAAGACAGAACAAACCUCAGGAUCUGCUCAGAAACAUCUCUUUGCAUCUGCCAAAACUUUUACUGUUGUGUUCAUCAAGGAUCAAUAAGAAUCCCUCUAGCUUCAAAUCUAAUAAAAUAUAAUUUUAAUAAAAUCUCUCAGAUGUGAUUACCUCCCCGAAUCUCAGGGGAGGAAUAGAAGGAAUGCUGAGCGAAGUCAUCUCAUGAAUUAAGAUAUUAAAGUGGAUCUGAACUUGCUCAGAUUCUGAAGGUGAAA
Molecule: messenger RNA, 3810 nt
Organism: Pleuronectes platessa (European plaice)
Lineage: Eukaryota; Metazoa; Chordata; Actinopteri; Pleuronectiformes; Pleuronectidae
Gene: nfx1
Product: nuclear transcription factor, X-box binding 1
Biological process (GO): negative regulation of transcription by RNA polymerase II
Cellular component (GO): nucleus
Molecular function (GO): DNA-binding transcription factor activity, RNA polymerase II-specific; zinc ion binding; RNA polymerase II transcription regulatory region sequence-specific DNA binding
Source: RefSeq, a predicted model, not a curated record